Messenger RNA from Aaosphaeria arxii CBS 175.79, 1661 nucleotides. RefSeq names its product glycoside hydrolase family 76 protein. The record is from RefSeq and is a predicted model, not a curated record. Lineage: Eukaryota; Fungi; Ascomycota; Dothideomycetes; Pleosporales. Gene Ontology annotation, biological process: carbohydrate metabolic process. The transcript has 3 exons. The coding region runs from base 281 to 1324 and encodes 347 amino acids.
GGCCCUGCCAUGAGAAAUAUAUGCCAGACUAAGUCGAAUUUGACCAAAUUUAUAGAGCUUCCCCAACAAUCAACACACCAUUAGUGUUGGUAGUCCAUGAUGUCCUUUUAUGUACAUCGGGCGCAGCAAGCUCUGGGGUCGAUCGUCGAAAGCAUCUUAUAGUCCAAAGCACCCAUCGCCCCUGCUUCAUCCAUUCGUUGCUUUUCACAGACCUAGCUAUUGCUACUCGUAAUAUAUUCCUUUCAUCUUCUACAGUCUAUACAGCUUAAGUUUCUUCACAAUGAAAUUUCAACGGUCCAUCGCUCUCUUGCCGCUUCUAUUUUCACAGCAAAUCGUGGCCGAAUAUGAUAACGAAGCACACGCCGCAAUUGACCUGAUACAAAGGCAAUGGUAUAAUACCGAGACCGGCUUAUGGAACAAUCUCUGGUGGCAAUCAGGAAACAUUGUGGAGACAAUUGCAAGGUUCGGACAAUACGAUGCAGAUUUCAAGCAACAUGCUGCCAAUAUUGUUGGCAAUACCUUUGAGAAGUCAGGGAAUCAGCUUGGCGCAAAUAAGUGGCUGAAUGACUAUUAUGAUGAUGAAGGCUGGUGGGCGCUUGGUUGGAUUGCAAGUUUCGAUCUCACGGGCGACAUUAAGUAUCUCAACACUGCGAUCGACAUCUUCAAUGACAUGACAACUGGGUACUCAACUCCAUGCAAUGGUGGAAUUUGGUGGGACAAAGGGCAUACAUCGGUUCCAGCUAUUUCGAACGAACUUUUCAUCUCGGUCGCCGCCCAUAUCGCCAAUCGUGUUGGCGACAACGUGAGAGACAUCUACGUCGACUGGGCUUACAGGACAUGGGAGUGGUUCAAGAACUCGGGAGUGGUCAAUGAUCAGAACACGAUCAACGACGGCCUUGAUAAGAACACUUGCAAAAACGACGGAAAGCCUGUUUUCACUUACAAUCAAGGUGUCAUCCUAGGUGGUCUUGCCGAGCUCUCGAGAGCAACCGGGGAUGGCAGGUACCUUGAGGAGGCCAACAAGAUCGUAAAUGGCGCUUUCGGUGCGCUCACCCAGGAUGGCAUUCUCACUGAAUUAUUUGAGAACCUCGAUGAGCAGGGUGCCCAGUUCAAAGGUGUUUUCGUUCGUGGCCUUGCUGCUCUUCAACAUCAGUCUCCAAAUGGCGCCUACGUCGAUUUCUUGAAGAAGAACGCCAAGUCGGUGUUGGAGAAGGCUAGGAAUAAUGAUGGUGUGAUCGGAACCAAGUGGCAGGGUGGUGGAUCUUUCAGCACCACCAGCCAUUCCUCUGGCAUGGAUGCCUUGGUCGCUGCUUCACAAUUUUAGUUCACAUGCACCACCGGACGUGGAUUCAAGACGAAUCGAACGGGUCCUUUGGCCGCAUACAAAUCAUGUUCAUACUACUCUUUACUUCUCUGGCACUGGUUGAUAUGCCAAUUCUUGCAUCAGGUCUACGUCGCUGAAUUACCACAGCACAUCCCAAGCCUCAUAUAGACGGACCUUUCAUCUGGCUCUUGCCAUUGGGCACUAUACCAAUUUUUCGCUUGACUGUACCUUUAGUAACAUUAAUACUCGGUGUAUAUAGAGAUCCAUUAUUGGUAUCCGACACAACUACUAUUAGUGUACAUCAAAUAUAUACUGAUAAACAUGGUACCAGAAUGAC